UUUUCUCUUCUUCACGAAUCACGCAAAAAAUCUCUCUCCUUCACGCCCAGAAAACCUCUCUCUUUUUCUUCACGCCAAAAAAUAUCUCUCACAAGCUCAAGUCUAAAAUUUCAGACUCGGGACCAACAACUCCUCCACCGGAAUGGUUUCAAAGCCGGUUUAACCACAAAUCUCACGCCAUACUCCGCCGUUAAAAGCUUUGUGGUUGGGUUGCGAAUCACGUGGAAUUGUAGAUGGUGAUUGCUGGGUCACGAUGAGUGGAGACGGUGGUUGCAAGGUCAGUUUGGUGGAGCUGCCGUUGUGGGUAUGGAUAUAAGAGUCGUGGAUAGUGGAUCUGGAUCCCUCCAAAAAAUGAAAGGCGAGGCCCGAAAGCCGACCGGACUGGUGGUAUCCACCACAGAACUCAUCCGAUCAUUCCUCUCUACGGCCUCAAAAGACCCGCACCUCUCUCCUGAGCUCCAACAGAUUGCUUCGGAUCUCUUGUCCCAACAUAACGUGCCGUACAAGUCACUCCGAGCUCUCUGGUUCGCUUCUCGACCCACAACCCGACCCACUCUCAUCCAACUCUUCUCAGGCUCCGACUUCGUCUUCACCACCCCCAAACCUAGACACAAGAGUGAAGAAUUGAAGGCAAGGCUGAAAAAGCUUGAGGAAUUAGCAGAAAAGAAAGCAUAUGCAGAGCUCGUUAAGGAUAUUACACCAAAGGAGGAUGACUCUGAGCCUUUCUCUUCUUACAAGGAUCAGCUAGGCUUUGGUUUACAUGUUGUGGUGACAAUGUUUACUGGCUAUUUGGUUGGAUAUGCUGCAUUCAGAGCGUUAUUUAACCACAGUCCUGUCAUGAAUGUUGCUGGAGGCAUUCUUGGACUGGUUGGUGCGAUGCUUGUAGAAACACUUCUUUUCAUAAUUAGAACUUCCAAUCAAGAUUCUAGAUCUUCGUCUUCUGCUUCCGAACUAAAGAAGAAUCAAUAGGCUUGGGCUUAAGAGAUUGGGCGUCUGUUCUUUAGUAUGUUGUUCACUCUCAGUUACCUAUAAAGAUCUUUUGACAAUAUUGUUGAACCAGUUCACUCACACAAUGUCAGGGCAUGUAACCCUCUUACUACGUCAAGCUGUGCAUGGAAAGCAGCACAUAUGUGCUUGCAGGGAUUUUUUAUCUCCCGAUUCUCCCCAAAGUUCUUUUCUUGUAUUUAGUUAUGUCUCGUGUUGUUUUCUUUUGCAUCCUUGAACAUGUAUUUGAAUGUAUAGGCUCUCUUUUUUCUUUUUCAGUGUAUGCCCCUUUGCCUCUGUAAUAUGUUCUCUUUUAUAAUGACUUAACAAAACAAGAAAAAGCAAAAGGGUAUGUCAAGGCUUCUAUAAUGCUAAUUUAGUCUAUAGUAA
Quercus robur (English oak) is the source of this 1374-nucleotide messenger RNA. RefSeq lists its product as uncharacterized. Lineage: Eukaryota; Viridiplantae; Streptophyta; Magnoliopsida; Fagales; Fagaceae. The coding region runs from base 307 to 969 and encodes 220 amino acids. Gene Ontology annotation, biological process: vacuolar proton-transporting V-type ATPase complex assembly. Gene Ontology annotation, cellular component: endomembrane system. The transcript is spliced from 5 exons. The record is from RefSeq and is a predicted model, not a curated record.